This is a messenger RNA of Symbiodinium pilosum, 1233 nucleotides long. The record is from the annotation of a GenBank genome assembly. NCBI's taxonomy places the organism in Eukaryota, Dinophyceae, Suessiales, Symbiodiniaceae.
AUGGAGGAUGCGAGACCCAUGGGCCUGGAUGAUAUCGCUUCGGUGCUUCCAGCCGCAGGACCUUUCCGCUGGGCGGACGACGCUGAUGCUCCAGACCAUUUCCUGAAAGAGAUGAUGCACUUGAUCCAGCCAGGCUUCAGGGAACAGCUCGUCCCCUUGCUGGAGUCACGCUUUCCUGGCGCUAGCCAUCCCUGCGCAGAGGAUGUGGCGCGGCAUUGCCCUCGGCAUAAGACAGAUGCUCCACUGCACUGCCUAGGACUGCAUGCCCAACACGUGUCCGCUGCAUGUGUGGAGGAGGUCCAACACGCAGUGCCGUUUGUCUGCAGCGAGGAAAUCCACAGGUUCUGCAGCCACCGGCACGAUCAAGGUGUCCUCGGCUGUUUGGAGGAGCAUGGAGUCCAUCUGGGCAGCCGCUGCGCUGAUGCGGUGGUGGCAGCUCGACAUACUUUGGCAAGCCUUGAGUGGUCACACAAGCGAGCUGCUGCUGCAGUGUCGGGUGACCAUCACCAUCAUAAGGUGACUGACCAAGCUGGUAAUCAACAUCAGCCGCACCAAGCUCAACCGCAUCAUCAUUCUCCGCACGGUCACCCUGAUGACUCCAAGCAUUGUCCACCCGGUUGGGAUGGUCCCAAGGCGGCUGCCUGCUGCAUUCGACGCUGGUCAGCUCACUGCGGUCUUACCUGCAGUGUGUCUGAUUGCAGUGCAGCUGCUGGCUGGGAGUUCAGGUGGGCUGACUUCAGAACCCAUCCCUACAUUUGCUGCCCCAAGGCUGCACGACGGCAUGCUGAGUAUCUGGGUGGGCAGCAGAUUUGCCCUGAGGGCUGGAAAGUGGAAGAGCAUGGCCAUGGCCACUGCUGUAGGAAGCCCUGGACCUGGGAUUGUGGAGAGCACUGCGCGCACGCGCAGUGCCAACACAACAUCGCGCUUGCUUGGCAUCCCGUGGAUGACAAGACGGAAGAGUACAAGUGCUGCCCGGAGAUGCCGGCCGGAAUAAAGGUUGACGGGAGCUUCGAGAAUGUUCAAGAGUCGGUAAGCCACGGUGAUUCUGCUCUCCUUGAGCUGGAUAGCAUGGGCUCGUCUUGGAUUUCCAGGCCCUUUGACCUGUCUGGGGUGACACCAUCGGUUGCUGCCGUUGCAGCCGUUGGAGUCCUGGCUGUCGGCUUGAUGCUGUUCGCCUGUAUUGGCUCUCAAGGAGCUUCAUCCAGGCGUUCACGUGAGCACAAGGACCACUGA